Messenger RNA from Peromyscus californicus insignis, 1319 nucleotides. It is a transcript of the gene Fam3c, whose product is annotated as FAM3 metabolism regulating signaling molecule C. Bases 186 to 869 code for a protein of 227 amino acids. The transcript is spliced from 10 exons. The record is from RefSeq and is a predicted model, not a curated record. Lineage: Eukaryota; Metazoa; Chordata; Mammalia; Rodentia; Cricetidae.
CUGAAGACAGGCAGAGAGCAGAGUCUCCCUAUUAGAAAAGCCAGUGUUUCUUCCUCUGCUGAGAUACCAGGAUAAAGAUGUGUCUCAAAAGGUGAUGGAAGCUCUCCCAACCAGAAAACAAAUACGUUUUGCAUCAGAUUACAGGACCUUAUUUCUGAGAAGUGCCAUAGAUUGAAAAAGCGAAAAUGAGGGUAGCAGGAGCUGCAAAGUUGGUGGUGGCUGUCGCAGUAUUUGUAUUGACAUUUUAUGUUAUUUCUCAAGUAUUUGAAAUUAAAAUGGAUGCAAGCUUAGGAAAUCUAUUUGCUCGAUCUGCGCUGGACUCAGCCACUCGCUCUACGAAGCCUCCCAGGUACAAAUGUGGAAUCUCAAAAGCAUGCCCUGAGAAGCAUUUUGCUUUUAAAAUGGCCAGUGGAGCGGCCAAUGUCGUGGGGCCCAAGAUCUGCCUAGAAGACAAUGUUUUGAUGAGUGGUGUUAAGAACAAUGUUGGAAGAGGAAUAAAUGUUGCCUUGGUAAAUGGGAAAACAGGGGAGGUGCUAGACACCAAAUAUUUUGACAUGUGGGGAGGAGAUGUGGCACCGUUCAUUGAGUUUCUGAAGAACAUACCAGAUGGAACAGUCGUGUUAAUGGCAACAUACGACGAUGGAGCAACCAAACUUACUGAUGAGGCGCGGAGGCUCAUUGCUGAGCUGGGCAGUACGUCCAUCACCAGCCUUGGUUUUCGAGAUAACUGGGUCUUCUGUGGUGGGAAGGGCAUUAAGACAAAAAGCCCCUUUGAACAGCACAUAAAGAACAAUAAGGAUACAAACAAGUACGAAGGAUGGCCUGAGGUGGUCGAGAUGGAAGGAUGCAUCCCCCAGAAGCAAGACUGAAGGGAGUGUGGAGAGGAGAGGAACGCACUUUGACCCUGAAGGAGAGCUGGGAAGCAGCCGCUCCGUGUACAUAUUUUAGUAGCAUGCGGCCAUCCAGGGUGUGCAUGAGCCAGAUUGUCUCUGUCGAUUCCAGGAUUAUUUAUUGCUAACAUAAAUGGCUACCUUUGUAAAUAGUCCUCAUACUGAACAAAUCGCUGAGCCAUUUUUAAGCACAGUUCCCUAAAAGUACAAUGUUUAGAUUUGAGUGGCAAUAAUGUACUUUAACUCUAAAAGCAUAUUCAGUGGGUAACCAGGCAGGCUGUAUAGGCAUUGAUUUCUAUUCUGGUUGCUGUGAAACUAUCAUGGAAAAAACAUGGCUUUUAGGGAGGAAAUUUUGUUCGUACAUAUGUCUCUGUAUAAAUACCUGGCAUGUGAUGACAGUAUCCUUUAAAUUAAAGAGAUUUUUGGCUA